Molecule: messenger RNA, 2507 nt
Organism: Penaeus monodon (black tiger shrimp)
Lineage: Eukaryota; Metazoa; Arthropoda; Malacostraca; Decapoda; Penaeidae
Product: integrin alpha-V-like
Exons: 16
Coding region: 94-2304 (736 amino acids)
Biological process (GO): cell-cell adhesion; cell adhesion mediated by integrin; integrin-mediated signaling pathway
Cellular component (GO): external side of plasma membrane; integrin complex
Molecular function (GO): integrin binding
Source: RefSeq, a predicted model, not a curated record
GUAUAUUCUCAUACUGAAAGCAUCUGAAACCCCCUUCCAUCAGGUUACUUGCUUGAGUACCAGUUGCAUCGGCGGGCGUGGGCGAAGAAGAACAUGACGAUGGCGUGCGAGAGGUCUAUCCAGGGCGGCUGGGGUCUCGCGGAGGGCAAGUGGCUGUCGAAGGGGAAAAGGGGACUGGUAACUGCCUGUGGUAAUUUCGGAAAGAUCGUCCGCCUCGACGAAACCAUGAACCUCGAAACGAAGCUUCAAGAACGAGCCACCUCUCGCCUCGGGGAGAUGGCCGGUUUCUCCCUCACCGCCUGCGACGUGGAUGGCGACGGGCGGGACGAGGUGGUGGUGGCUGCUCCCUUCGGCCGAGUCCCAGGCACCUUCGGGGCCUAUGAGGAAGUGGGCAGGGUCACCGUCCUUGGAUCGGAGAAGCACACCCUACUCCACGGCCAGUCUGCAUUUGGUAGAUUCGGUAGCAGCGUCGCCUGUUUGGGAGAUAUCAACAAUGACUCCUUCAGCGACCUGGGCGUCGGCGCGUCCGAACACCCUGGCGGCGGCGCAGUCUUCGUCUUCCUUGGUUCGUCCAAUGGCCUCGUUUCUACUCCAUCUCAGAUCCUUCACGCCCCUCCGAACGUCACUGGCUUUGGCUUCAGCUUAGCCGGCGGUCGGGACAUCGAUGGUAACGGGUAUCCGGACGUGCUGGUCGGGGCGCCGCUGUCCGAUUCCGCUGUCACGUUUAGAACCGCCCCGGUGCCAAAGCUGCGCGUGGAGACCUUCCGCUUCGAGCCGCCCGCCGUCGACCUCCGUCAGAAGAACUGCGACGUCUUCGGCGAGAGAAAAAACUGCUUCCGUCUCCUGCUGGAGGUUCGCGACGAAGGAAGACCUCGAGAUAGCAGCUUCAAGUUACGUGUGAAGAUUGAUCUUGAUUCGGGCAAAAGAAGAAAACGGAUUUUCUUCAUUGACAGUCAAUCUCCCUUUGUCAAUGAGAGUGUUGAACCUGGAACGCAAAUUUAUGAGUUUGGUGUCUAUGCUGAGGACUUAGCAAACGAGAAGGACGCCAUACCAGGGCCCGUCGCCAAAGUGAACAUAUCGCUGGAACCUCCCAGCCUCGUAUCAAAAGGAGGUGUCACACCCGUAAUUGAAAAGCCUAUUACAAACAUCGCUUCACUGAGUCUCCAGUGUGGUAAUGAUACGAGUAACUGCGUCGCUCUUACUGAUAUUGCCCUCUCUGCUGAUGUGGGAGAAAUCAACUUCACAGUCGGCGAGGAAUACGUCCACGUCAAAUUCAAUAUAACAGUGCAAGGAGCCAGUGCCUACUACCCUUACAUCAACGUCAUGGAAACACUGGGCAUCAAAGUGCAAAUGGGGAGGUCUUAUAACACGCCGAUUUCGCUGGAUUGCUACAUGGGACACCGCUGUAGCUUCACCACGUCGAGGAUUAGGCCGGGGAAUGAGCUGAUGAUGCUAAGGUUUCGACAGGACGUGCAGCAACUCCUAAAUUUCAUGAACCAGACCUCGAGUGAGCCUCUUUGCAUUACCUGCGAGAUGGCGGUCCAGUGCGUCAACGACAAGAAUGCCUCCAAUGAUUUUUUGACCUUCAAGAUGUUCCCACAGCUUCGUCCUGCUCUGUCUCUGGUUGGAGAGAGUGACACUGAAUCCAUAAGCAUCAAAUCAGUGGAAGGAAAAGGAACGGCCAGAGAGGAGAAAAACACUAUAAGUUUCAUUAAUGGCAACAGCACAGUAACACAUACGUACACAGUAAGGAACGUCGGCCUCAUUCCUCUCCGGGAAAUUGCUAUAAACUGUUCAAGCAAGAUCACCGGAAUACAGGACACCAACCUGACACAGUACUUACUCUCCUUCGAUGCUCCAACUGUCGUGCCUGGUGGAAACAGGGCCUACUGUGAAUCCCCAUGCAGUUAUCAAGUACUCGAUUUGCCCGCUGAAAAGAUGAUGAAGAUUAUCCUAAAAUUUGAAAGCAGGGAAUAUAACCUACAGCACGGAAUGAAUCUGACCUCCACCUGCCGAGCCGAGGUCAUCUCACCCUCGGGAGCCUCCGUAGCGAGCGAUGUCAGUGACUUACACCAAACUGUGACCCUGAUGACUAAUGUUACCCUGAUAGUGAGCGAGAGCAACGCAGGACCUGCAGCCUGGGUCAUCGUGUUAGCUGUGUUGGGAGGCUGUUUACUCCUGGCGCUGUUGGUGCUGGCGUUGUACAAGCUUGGAUUCUUCAAACGAAAGUUGCCGCCAGCGCCACCACAAGGAGACUCCGAACCUAAACCAGGAACCGAGAGCAAAGUACAGGAAAUAUCAUAGGAAGACAAGAAACAAAACUCUCCCCACUGCAGGCCUAUCCAUGGACUUCAAAUUGGACAGGAAUGUAUAACAGUUGUCUCUGUCCUCUAGGCUCUCUAAACUGCCCUUGCAAAUGUUUAACAGUUCCUUUUAUCUUCUUUUAUUGACUUUUAGGUUACCAUAGCUACACUCACUGAAUUCUCUUCUUAACUAUGAUUUGUCAU